Molecule: messenger RNA, 1877 nt
Organism: Phyllostomus discolor (pale spear-nosed bat)
Lineage: Eukaryota; Metazoa; Chordata; Mammalia; Chiroptera; Phyllostomidae
Product: coiled-coil domain-containing protein 96-like
Exons: 1
Coding region: 128-1837 (569 amino acids)
Biological process (GO): cilium assembly
Cellular component (GO): ciliary basal body; axoneme
Source: RefSeq, a predicted model, not a curated record
GAGAAGGGGGCAGGGCGUCGGACUGACGUCUGGCCAAUCGCUGGGCCCACCGCGAGCGCCGCUGGUUGCCCCUGGAAACCCAACAGCCGGCCGCGGGAUUCAGCGGCACUAGCAGAGCAGGUGAGAGAUGGACAACCCCUCCGACCCCUCCGAGCCCCCUGGGGCCUCUGAGACGAAAGACGGAGAUGUAGUGAGCCUAGCCUCGCGGCUGUCCGGGAUCAAGGUCAGCUCUGGUCCCCAGUCCCCGGCCGAACCCACGGAGCCGGAGCCGGAAGCCGUAGAGACUUCGGAGGGAGAGGUCGCCGCGGCCGAGCCCCCCGAGACGGCUGAGCCUCCUGAGCCCGCUGAGCCCGCUGAGCCCACCGACAUCCCCGAGCUCCCCGAGCCAGCCGGGUCGGACGAGCCGGCCGACCUCGCCAAGCUCCGGGAAGGGCCGGCGGCCACCGAGGCUGAGGGCGAAGAGUCCAGAGAGCGGGCGGAGCCGGUCGAGGCCGAGCCAGAGGAGCCAGCCGAGCCGGGGUCCGCAGGCGGACCCAAGGAACCGGAGGAGAAAGAGCGGGAGGAGGCGCCGGAGGACAAGGAGAACGAGAAGGAAGAGGAGGCAUCGGAGGAGGAAAGGAAGAAAGCCCCAUUGAGCAUCUCUCUGCAGCUGUACGGGGCUGCCCGGGAGACGGUUGAGCCAAUUCUGGAGGAGGAAGCAGAGUACGAGGAGAUCGAAAGCAAGGGUGUGGAGGGAAGCAGGGCGAAAAGCGACCUCUGGCAGAAAGACCAGAACGAGCAACCCGAGUUCGAGGACUCGGAAUGGACAGAGGAGGUGCAGAGGCUGCAGGAGGAGCAGCUGCGCUCUGAGCUCCUGGACCAGUACCGCUCCCUGAUGGUGGAGCGGAGCCACUACCAGCGCUACAACUCCUACCUGCAGCACAAGAUCUGCCAGGCGCUGCGCAAAAAGAAGGGCCUGGAUGUGGUCGAGGCGCCCGACAUGGGCCCGGAGCCCGAGGCCCCCGAGAAGGAGCACGCGUAUAUCAGCUAUCUGGCGGUGCUGGAGGAGCUCCGGAAGCAGCGGGCCGACGACCUGGCCUGGUAUCACCAGGAGCUGGCCCAGCUGAAGCAGCAGUGCAAGGAGAACCUCUCCAGGGUGGAGAAGGAAUGGCGAAGGUUCCAGGCGCUCAAGAAGCAGGUGGUGAUGCAGGCCAUGGGCAGCUGUCGGAUGAGGGGCGGUCGCAAGGCCGCUCUGCGGGAGGUGGAGCAGCUGCAGGCCCUGGAGGAGAAGAAGGAGAAGGAGAUGAGCGCCGUGAGGCUGGAGAACGUGCAGCUGAAGCAGAGCCUGGUGCACUUCGAAACCCGGAUGAGGGCGCAGGAGGACACCACCGAGGGCCUGCUGCUCAUCGACUUCGAACAGCUGAAGAUCGAGAACCAGACGUUCAACGAGAAGGUGGAGGAGCGGAACGAGGAGCUUCUGAAGCUGCGCAACAAAGUGGACAACAACGUGCGGAUCAUCACCCACGUGAAGGAAAUGCUGCACUUUGUGGACAUCGAGAACGCGGGCAGGAACUCUCAGCUCUUGGAGGCGGACAGUCAGGUGGCCCUGAGGAGGGACAUCUUGACCAAGACGAAGCAAGCCCGAGACGGUCUGCGGAUCGACAACGUCAGGCUGAGCCGGAAGUGUGGGCUGCUGGGCAAGGAGGCGCUCCUCCGGGACAUGGAAGAGAAGGCGGGCAAGACGGCGCUGCUCAAGGAGCGCCUGGAGUCACUGAAGCGCCACCACGCCGGGCUCACUCUGUCCUGCAAGGGCAUGAGGCGCAAGAUCCGGGAGGCCAAGGCCUUCCUCCCCUCCUGACGGCGGCGGCGGGCCAGCUCCCACCUCGGCGGGCCUUACC